GGAUGGGUAGUGCAUUACAGUUUGAAGGAAUGUUUUGAUCUUGAUUGGAUAUUUAUUCUUAUUUUCAUCGAUAUGGAAGGUAAUUUUGCUUGGUUUUAAAGAUUGGCUGCAUUCAUGGAUACUUAAAAUUGCAAAUGAUUGAUUUUUUUGUACGAUCGCUCUGAGAAAUCGUGCAAUAAUUCGGAAUAAUUGUAAGGAUCAAUUGAUGUAAUUGUGGUUUGUAAUUUUUAUUGAUCUUAGACCAUGAUUUAGACGAUCUUGACCUUUUGGCAAGUCUUGUCGAUAGUGAUUCUGAAUUGCUUGACGAUGGUAGCCUUCCGGAAGCAAUUCCAUCGAAUGCUUCAUCGCGAUCGCCUACAGAAACACAGCCAAGAGCCAAUGAACAAGGCAUACGAUCUGGAACAACAUCGAAUUUGACCAUGGAAGAAAUGGCAGGUUAGCUCUAGUUCACAGGGAGCUAUAUAACUUCUUUUGUGAAGGCAGAAGGGUCAUCAUGUUAUUUUUAUAUCUGAAUUGAUUUUCCUUUUAUCAAUUUGACUCGAAAAGUGCCAAUGAUCACGAUAUUUAAGAUUUAUAUAAUAAGCUCAGUUAUGCACGCAUUCUGAUUGGUUCUCACUUAUGAUCUAUUGGAGGACAGACAACUUGGAAUCUAUUUGUUAAAUUGAUAAUAUAUUAAAGAUAUUAAAGAUAAUAAUAAUCAUUAAUAAUUUGAAUAAAUUGAUGCGUAAUCUCCUUCACCAGGAGCACAGUGGCCAAAUGAACAGUGUGAGCACAAUGAUCAUCUUGCAAAAUAAGAGAGUGAAAUUAUAGGAAUUUGUAUGGGAAUAUUUAUGACCGCUUUUAGGAAUAUACUCAAAUUCUCAAUAAAAAUAUCUCACCUUACUUCCAUAGUGCAUUGCUUGUUAUCUGACUGCUUAUAAUAUUAUGUUGAAAAGAACCCAUUUUAGUGAGUUAUCCAUUUCCAGGUUUGCUGAGCUUCUCUUAUGUACAUAGUAAACCUAUAAAUGGAUAUCUCACUAAAAUGGGCUGUUUUCAACAUAAAAAACAGUCAGAUAACAAGAGAUACACUGUGGAAGUUGAGGUAUUUUUUAUUGAGAAUUUGACUGUAUUUUUUAUUCCUAAGAGCCAAGUUGUAAAUAUUUCUAUGUAAACUGUUAUAAUUACACUAUGGCUCUUAUUUUGCAAGAUGAUCAUCUCGCAUCUGGAGCUUGGGCCACCUGUGGUGCGAGGGAGUCCAUGUCAAGUGCUCCAGGCUCAAGACUGGGCUGAGUCAUUCAUUGUGUUGUGCUCUUGGGCAAAACACGUUACACUAACAGUGUCUCUCUCUACCCAGGAGUAAAAAUGGGUACCCACUGGUGGAGGGGGGGUAACCUUGUGAUGGACUGACAUCCCAUCGAGGUGGGAGUAGUGAUACUUUCUUGUCACUUCAUGCUAAGGAAACUGGGAUAAGCUGCAGCACAGACUUUAUCUUUUCCUACCAAUACAAUGAGCAUGGUCUCUAGCUUAGUAACGUAAAAUCAGUUGUUAACUGAUUGUUUUACAUUAUGGUUUGAUUUAUGAUUGAUCAGCGCAAAUGGCUAGCAUGGAAGAAUACAUAAAAAAGCUUGAAGCAGAAAAAGCUGGUAUCCUUUACUAAACUUCUUUUCAUGGAUCAACAUUUGUGCCAUUUUUUUACUUGAUUACAACAAAAAAUACCUUCUACUUGAGACUCAUCUGUAUCAUGCUUGCUUGGAUCCUGAAUGCUUACCACAUAUAAAUGAGGGAUUAGAUAUCAAUCAUUCAGUUUUUGUCAUGAGAGAUACCAUAACUGCAUUGAAAGUGCACUGGAUUUCAAAUCCAGAUGAUCAGAUCCAAAUUCUGGAUGGGUCAUUGUGUUGUUCCCUUGGGACACUGAACUUUUUCAGUGCCUGCCUUAAUUUAGUUUUAGCCACUUGAGACUAUGAAGGAAGUUAACCAUGUGACAGACUGGUAUCCUGCCCUUGGGGGAAGGCAAUAUAGUACUAGUCACUUGUAGCAAUAAGAAAAGAAUUACUAGUAGGUAAUUCAAUAAUAAUUUAAUGAUUUAAUAAUUAAACAAUAAUCUGGCUCUUCUGCUGACUUCACUUCACCCAAUAUUUAUGUUUGAACAUCUGUCAUUUUCCAAGUAGAACGCUUUCAUCUUCAGUAUGGAUACAGUUUUGCUUCCUUGAUAAUAUUUUCACAGUUUUGUUAUCACCAACAACACUGAAUAAUGAAAUUAGAUCUGGCUCUUCUAAAGAAGAACAAGAGUUCAAAGUAAGUGAGAAAAAGAGCUCAAAACAAGACAAGAGCCAGCAGAUGCUGUUUUCAAAGGACAACAAAAGAACAGCCCAUGCUCCAGCACACUGUAUUAACAAGACAGGUAAAGAGUACAAGAAAUGUAAAAAAUUCCUCAAGCUACCGUAGAACCUCUCCUUUAGGACACCCCUAUUCAGGGAAGAAAAAACUUUGGUCCUGAAAAAAUGUUCAUCUAAUCUUUGCAUUUGUAACCUUCAUAAAGGGUCACCUAUAUUCAGGGGAUACUUUCCGUGAUCCCAAGGGUUGUCCCCCAAAUAGAGGUUCCACUAUAUUUUAAAUUUUCUUCUUUGAGCUUCUAUUAGAGAUUACUUCCUAAGAUCUGAUUUGUAAUUCUCACUUCCAUCUGCUGUACAAUUCUUUAUAAAUUAGUUUUGGGAAUUUGGUGUUUCAUUGAGAUGACGCUUUAGCUGAGAAGUUGUCAAUUCUCAACACCUGUUUGCUGAAUAAUGUAUUGACAUUACCAGGAGAACUUAUAUGUAUAUCUUGAAUCAAUGUCAGUCUCUGGGCAACUGUACACCUACCCCUCCCUUAACUCAGCAGUGGUCAACUGAUAACAAGUUUGGGUUAAUUUUAGAUUCAGGGAGGGGUAGGUGUGCAGUUUCAACUGACAUUGAUCCUUGAUCUCUUCUGGCAAUCAAGUGAUAUAAAUUAUUUUGGUAUUUUUCAUAGUGGACAAAAUCAAUUUUCUAGUAGUAGACCAUUUCACAGUUGUGUACCUGGUUGUCAAGCCUUUGAUUUGGAGUGGGGCUGAAUGUGAUCUUGUUGUGAUAGAGACCAGUAUCUAGUUAGCAUGAUAACAAAGUAAUAUACAUUUAAAAAACAGCAAGGUUUAUUUCAAAACAAGGUCAUCCCUUGCCUCACUCUUGUUCAAAGGCUUGGCAACCAAGCAUGCAACUGUAAAAUGGACUAUAGAGUUAAAUGCUAGUGCAUUGAGACAAUUAACAGUUGUGAAGUUCAGAAAAUAAUGGAAAAAAGGAAAAAAAAAUAUAUGGAAAACUCAUUGAGACUUUCACUAAGGCAGUGAAAUGUCUCUAAAGGAUUGAGCCAAUCUCUUUUUUUUCUCUUUAUUAUUGUAGCAACUUAUGCGCACCAAUACCUAUGAUUUGUAUAUAUCUUUAUUUGCAGUUUCCCCAGAUUCUUCAGCUGGGCCUCACAAUUCUACAAAACAAAAAGCUCCUGAAAACUUGUCUUCAACAAGAAUGAAACCUGAACAUGGCCUGGAUACAAAAGGCUCAGGGACAACCAGAAGACUGACUGCACAAGAUGAAAACCCCAACAAUGGAAAACUGGCUACAGGAAAGAAAAAAGCUGCAGUUGAAACAGAGACCAGAACAGGAAAGUCAACAGAUGAUGAGAACUUUUCUUGUGAUAGGUUUUCCAGUUUACGAAUUAUUAAUCCACUGAUUUCAUCAGUUGUUAUGGAGAAGAGGAUGGAAGGACGCAGAAUGGUGAAGAUUUCACAGAUAUCAACCAAGAUUAAGGGAAAUAAUGAUAUUGAUGGGGACUGGGUGACAAUUGGUGUGAUAGUUCAAAAGAUGCCUCCAAAGAAAAGCUCAAAUGUAAGUUCAGUAUUUUGUAUCCUUCAUCGUUCUUUCUCUCAGUUAGUAUGCAUGCUAUGAUUGGUCAAUUUAGCAGAUAGUAUUUCACUUUACAGCCCGCUAAAUAGUCCAUUUUACAGUUGUUUGCUUGGUUGCCAAGCCUUUGAACAGGAGUGAGGCUAAGGGUGACCUAGUUGUGAGACAAACAUUGCUACUUUAACUUUUCAAAUGCAAAUAAGUUUGCUAUCAUGCUAUCUAGACACUGGUCUCUAUCACAAUAAAGUCAACUUUAGCCUCACUCCAAAUCAAAGCCUUGGCAACCAACACACCUGUGAAAUGUCCUAUUCAAAAGGUCUCUUUUGACUGAAAUCUUCUCCCUCUACUAACUUUGUUUUCUUGGUCUAUACCAUAAAUAACACAUCCUUGUGUCUUUUUUCUGUUAAGAUUUAUGGUCUGCAUGCUUUGUGCUUGGACCAUUAAUCUAAAACUUAGUCUGCAACUGACAGUACAGACCUCAAACUUGGUUAAUUAGAGGUAUUUAAAAUAGCUUGAUAACAAGGCUUUUCACUGCACCUCUAGGGUGGUGUCAGGUCUUUUCUAGAUGAAUAAAUUGUAUUAUGUGUAGUAACAAUAACAAGCUUCAGAUUUAUCUAUCAAUUCAUGUAGUAGGGUUCAAACAUUGCAUGAGUAUUAAGUUUUCACUAAGAGUUUCUUAAUUUUGUCUGUUUUCAGGGGCAAACUUAUGGUAUAUGGAAACUCUCAGAUCUUGGCCCUAAUACCAGCAAUGAAAUUGUUGCAUUGUUUCUCUUUGGUGAUGUAUACAAAGAGCACUGGAAGACAACUGAAGGGAGUGUUGUGGCUCUUCUUAAUGCAUCCCUUCUACCUGCGAAAGAGGUAAGCAGUGACAGUUACAUGUAAUAUGAGAUGAUUUGGUUUUAGUGACUGAGUUGAUCAUAAAAAUUGGCAACUGCAGAGAAUUUCUAAAGCUUAUGUUUUGAAUGUGUUUGCUUAGGCAAAGUGUUUAUGCUUGAAACUUCAGAUUCUUGGAGUGGUCAAUUUACAUUUUCAACUUAGUUAAAACCAAAUGAUUUUAUAGUACCCCUUACAGAAGCAGCACCAUACUUUCUUUAGGGCUUGUCUUCUUGCCCUUUUUGUUAGCAGUUUACUAACAAGUGGAGUCAAGCAUGAGGAAAGCACUAGGAUUGUGCAAGGGUCAAAGAUACACACAAGUGGAGGAGGGCACUAAAAAAUGCUUCUCCACUUUACACUGCUUGCCUCUUCUUGCCCAAAGAAUACAGAAAUAUCCCCUGUCCUUUUUGCUAUUCUAGCAGUUUUAUCCUAAAACUUUGAUCAUUCUUUAGCCUGCCUACUUUGAUGAAAGCACAUGGGAUCUCUGUGAAAUUAAAUUUAUAUACAUUUGAAAUAAAACUGUUUCAUUCCUAUCCCUCCAGAAGAAUUCUAAAGACCUGGCUCUCACUUUGGACAAUGCCAGAAAACUUAUGCUGAUGGGAAUAUCCAAAGAUCUUGGCAAAUGCAGAGGACUCAAAAAGUCAGAUAAUCGCCCGUGUACAAAUUUUGUCAACAGGUACAAAAUGUUUGGUAGUUUUAACCUACAUGUUGGUAGUCUAACAUUGUGCAUACAAGGAAGAGAAAGAUUGUGAUGCUAAAUGGGAAGGCUGGGCCAGUAUUUGGGCCAGUAUUUGGGCCAGUAUUUGGGCCAGUAUUGGGCUAAUGUUGCAUCAGCAUUUGGCCAGCAUUGGGUAAGCAUGUUAUAGUACGAAAUAUCCAAUGGCUUUCCUCCAUUUUGGUUGGCUGUAUUGCCAUGACAUAGUCCAAAAGAUAAAUUAACCUAUUUUCUUCAAAAAUUAGUGGAAAUUAUGAGGGUAAGGUUAAUCCUUAAAGGUGCAAGGAACUUCUACUCCUGUAUACUGAGAUCAUUUGUCAAAUGACUUGUAGGAUGUUCUAUAAUGUACUACUCAAAAGUGUUGCAUAUACUAAUCUAUACUAAUAUCUAUUUGAUACAUUUUGAGGUUUUUUCAUUUUAUUUUCAUUAGGCAACAUGGUGAGUUCUGUGAAUACCAUGUCCAAGCAGCCUACCAUUCAAUGAGGGCUCAAAGAAUGGAAUGCCAGACAGGGUAUGGAAAUUCAGUGAUGUUCAUCCAACAUGCCUUUGCCAUAGUUUUGUAGCCUACAGAGUAGGCAUGAGUUUUGGCAAGUGAGUGAUCAGUAUUUUCUUGCAGAGGGGGAGAAAAAGAAAUUUGUACCAAGGGGGUUGAGGGAGUAGAGGGGGAAAUCAGCAACCCUUCCCCAACCCUUCCCCCAACCAUUUACGCUAGCUCUAAAUCAAACAUGGCCUCUGGAUGAACUAAGGGGCCUGCAAUGCAGGCUAAUAGUUUUGCUGAUUGGGUUUUCAGCCCUCUCUUUUAUGUUGUAUGUUUUAGGUAUGGUCCCUCAGGUAAAGCACCACUAAUGAAGAAGUUUAAGAAAGACCUCAAUACUUCAACCUUCAUGUAUCAAGGACGCACAGUGAAUGCGUCUAGUCACAAUACCGACCACAAGAAGAAAAAUGUUUCACUGAAGAGUCUUAAUAUAGGUAAAAGAAAUGGAUCUACUGAGGCAAUCGCAAAAGGUGAGUUUACAAAGAUAGGACCAAUCUUGUGGAGUUACACCAAAUGACUAUAUUGUAAAACACUAACUGAAAACUCGCUAAGAGCAAAUUUUUUCAUGAUGGGUAAUUUGCACUGGAUCAUGUUUUCUAUAAGAUCAUGAUCCUGUGGCUCACUAGAGAGGAAGGGGCACAGGAAGCCCAAGAACAAUUUUCCAGCUAGAAGGGGUGUUGCUCAGUAAUAUUUUGCUGAUAUAAAAUAUCAAUACAAUAUUAAACAGACAAGUGACGAGAAUAAAGAAAGUAUCAGUUAGGGGAUUUUUCGUUGAUCAAAUACCAAAUUCUCCAAACUUGCAUCAUAGGAAUUGUAUGACAGACAGUAAGGAGAAAUACCAAUGAGAUCUUUGGAGAGUAUGGGUGAAGGCCCCUCAUGUGAUGUUGUUCUUCUACACAGAACGUCAGAUUUAAAUGGUUCUGUUAGAGGGCAACGAAUUUGUAAUUCGGCUUCUCUCUUAUUUGAUACCUAUAAUCCUUUCUGAUUUUCUGAUUUUUGAACUGUUAAUAUCUGCUUUUCCCGUAUUGUCUAAGUUUUUAUUUACUUUCUUUGAUUCAGGUGAUUCAGUUCAUCAGAAGGGAAAUAAGAGCAAUCCUACUGCUGAACAUUCAGACUUCUUGUAAGUGUCAUACAAGUGCUUAGAUUGAUACAAAUAAAAGCCAUAAAGGUGACAGAUUUCGUGCCUGAAAGACAUUAUCCCUUUCAGUUGAUUUGUUUGUCAUAACGUAACGUGAGUUGACAAUGCCUCUUUUUCAAGUUGAUAUGCAAUAACGCAACGGUCAAACGUCCGCGCGAGUGUGAGGGUUAAAGCGGCUGAGAAUCGGCCCAACAUCAUGUUUUCAGGCUGUCAAAACCAAGCUGUCGCACAGGACUUUGAAACAACGACAUGAGCUAGGAAGUAACUGUGUCUUAUAUACGUACAUGCAUAGCGUUUUGGCUAAGUGUCAGUGCGACAGAAAGGUAUAUACAGAGUAUCUCGUAAUUAAAAAAGAAACUUUGAGUCCCAAAAGUCCUAAGUUUCCCUUCUCUCUCCAUUUCUUUCCUUCUACGGUUUUAUCAGAACGUUUUCACUUUUGUACACACCAGUUGUUUCCUGUCUUUCUUUACAAUUUUGCACGGGAAAUUUGCGCGUGGCCAGCUAAAAUUGAUCCUGGGGCGCAUGCCCGGUGUUUGACUGUUGCAUUAUCAUAUUUUCAAGGGGAGUGGCUCCUGGAUACAUCUAUUGCUAGUUCCCAUGAAAUAUAUCCAUCAAAACCGAUACAAAUGGAAGCAGAGGUCCACGCUUCGCGCGUAGGCGCACUAAAAAAGCAUCGCCUUGCAUGUCUCCAGUCCCAAAAAGAUGGAUAUCAGUUUGCAACGCCCUCUGCAACAUUUACACACUUAGUAGUAGUCCGCGCAUGCUUAAAAUACAGUGCUAGAUAAGUGACGGGGCUAUUCAAGCGGUUAGUUGUGACAAAAGGAACCGAUCAAGGUAAAGCAAAAAUGUUCAUUUCUCUCGUUGCUUUGACAGAGUACAGCUUCUUGAAAUGCCAACAGUUGGGUCCAGAAAUCUGAUCAGACAUUUAAACCAAGACGAGGAAGAAAGUGAGUGCUGCAAAAAGAUCUUUACUCUUUCACUUCCAAGAUGUACAUAUAAAUUCUCUCUGUCACUAGCAUGGGACAAUUAACGAAAUUCGUUGUAGGCGCUAAACACGGAAAAGUACACGACCAACUCUUGAGACGAAUGAAAAAUCGCUUUAUUGAUAGGAAAUUUCGGGGAACCUGCUCUGGGUGGUUUACUGCGAAAACAUUUGGCUUGAGAGUGUGGGAGAAGGUUAAACUGUUAAUCCUUUAACUCCCAUGAGUGACUAAGACGGAAUUUCUCCUUACAAUAUCAAUGAAGUUUCAAGCAGACAAGUGAUGAGAAUAAAGAAAAAUAUCAACCUAGAGAUUGUUAGCUGAUUCAAUACCAAAUUAUCCCUACUAACAACAAGAGAACUGUAUCGCAGACAGUAAAGAGAAUUACUGAUGAGAUCUUGGGAGUAUAAGGGUUAAACGCUUGAGUAUGGGGAGAGGCCUUGAAAAAUGCAAAUCGGUGAGAGAUCUGGCUCUAAUUAUUAUUUUUACCAUGCCCACAGUAAACCUCUCCCCAACUCGUCUCAAAUCUUCCCGCAAGGCGGACAAACGCACGACCUGCAGAACAUGUUUCGUGGCUGCGUUUUUUCUUUUUUUUUAUAUAUAGUCAAAAUGUUACAUUUUCUCUCCAGAAAAGCCAGAGGAAGAGAGAAAGCCCACAAUGUCUGCUUCAGAGCUCUUAAAAGCGCAUGAAAAGGAACUUAAACGAGUGAAGUCUUCGUCCACGGGCACACUUGGAGCACCCAUGUUAGGGCGUGGUCUGGCGCCAGGAUCGGAUCUCUUCUUUGAUGGUUCACCCAAGUUCGGGAAACGGAAAUUAAAUGAUACAGAGAGAGCAAAGGUAAACACGAACUAAUCCCAAUUUCUCUCUUCUUUUCAAGUUCGGUCUCUAACAGACAGCAGUUAUCGAUCCUAUCACAAUUUUAAAAGGAAAGCAAUGAUUAAACAUUGUCUUUUUGCCCCAAAAAAUUGUUUAAAAAAUAGUUGCAAAGAGCAAGAUGAACAUCGUUUUUUGAGUAUGUGAACUCGAAUUUUUUGAAUAAAUUUUUGGUUGCUUUCCAACAUUUCUAAUACUCUCUUUGGGCAUAAAUAUUUUAACACUUAGGAUUUGAUUUAUAUAGUGCAUGUCAGCUUUCUUUGGCGUUACAUUACGAAAUCCCUUUUUCGUUGAUAAGUUGGUCAGUUCUCGUUACAUUUUUGAUAAGCUGGUCUGUUUUCGUCGCUUUUUUGAUCGGGAAGGGGAAAUUAGUAUUGCCUAAUAAAUUAUUCAUCGUGAGUUGAGUAUUAAAUUUCUUGUCAUUCCAUAAUCGUUUUAUCUGCUUUCAAACCACUGUUCCAUCGAAGAAAACGGCACUUUUUCCAGAGAUGUCAUUUGAGGCCGUUUCCGCGGGCUGUCAGACUGUUUUUCCCCUGCUACUUUGAGAAUUUUGAUCAAAGACAGAAAAUAAGUAUUUUGAACGGUUUCGAACAUCAGUAUGUGGCUAAAAAAUGUUACUCAAAUAUGUUCCAGAAUACUGGAAAUCGCGUCUCAAAGAAUUUAAAAUUUUUUCAGGUGAGCAUGCCCCCCUGACCCUUCCAGAAGGACGUGUUUCUUUUGCAUCACGCCAUACAUGAUUCAGUUCAACAGCUUCCUCGGUUCAGAUCCUACAUCCAUUGCAUUUUCUGAUGACAACCCUGUUUAUUUGUUAUUUUUAUUUUGUCAGCUCAAAGCUUUGUCACUUGUGAAACAGAAAGGACCUUUAAAAAAGGAUGACCCAAAUGCUGUUCGCAAAAAGUUAUCUCCAAAGGCGCAGGAAGAAAUUCAAAAGAAAGCGUUUGAAGAUAGCAGCAAAGGUAUGCCAAUUAAACAUUGUUCGCCUGAGAACUUUUAACUGAGGCUCGUCCACGCCGAUCUAAAUGGUGAGAUUUUCUGUUUAGGCCUUUGGUUUACAGGAAAGGACUUGAAGGUCUAAGGAAUAGUGGGAUUGGCUUACGUAGCACCGUGUGAUUGGACAAGAAGUCUCGUGCCAAUCAGAUGUUUGGUCAUUUGCAUUUUCCCGCCCUUGACGUCAAAUGUCCUUGUGAUUCCUGUCACAGCCCUCUUUCAACCAUUAUUUGCGCAUGCUCUAACUUACAUUUCGGAGGCAAAUGUUCUUUGUUUCUGUUGUAGAAAACGAUGAUGGAAAUGCGGAUCAAGAUUCAAGGAAAAAAAGGAGACGGAUUUUGGGACCAGAGUUUGGAUCAAUAGAUCUGACUUCCGAGGAAGGUAAAAAACUGCUUGCUGCAAAAUCACAGCAUGUUGGAGCCGUGCGAGAGGUGAGUAUAGUGAUUGGAGGAAUAUCAUAACCAUAAUAAUACUGAAAAUAAUGGAACUUUAGCGAGGUGGCCCUUCUCCACUGUUUCCAGGUCGAGUUAGGUUUUGGAAUGUGUUUUUUUGGUGGAGAGAGGAAAACCGGAGGACCCGGAAAAAAAACUCUCGGGGCAAGGACGACAACCAGCUACAAACUCAACCCACACGUGACGCCAGGUCCGGGAACCGAACCCGAGCCACAGCGGUGGGAGGCGAGCGCUCUCACCACUGCCCACCCCCACUCCCCACAACCUCACUACGCUCAUUCUGUCCGUUCUCUCAUGAACAAACCCUUUACAGAAACAAAAGUCGACAUUUUAAAUUGAUCAUCAGGAAAAAUGAUCCUCAAAACAACGAGGUUGUGCUCCAGCAGAGCCAAGGUGCAACUAGCAAUUAACUUUUGUACCUGGGUGACUUACAGAACUUUGCUUUUCUAAGAGUUACUAAGAGCAGGAAAGUUUUUCUCACGUGCAAUCCAACCCAGUGGUCAAAUGUCUGCGCAUGUGCGAACGUGGCUAGGUGGCCUACUUUCAGGCUGUCUGAACCAAGUUGUCUCACACAAGUUACAAACAAGCAAACGAGCUGGUAAGUCACGGUGUUUUAGAAGCGUACUGCUUCUCCGGUAAAGCUCAAAAUCAGGAUACCCGCACUUGAAUAAGCUUUGAGUUCGGCGAAAAGCAUCGAGUUUCCCUUUUCGCGGCUUUUGUUUCCUUUUACAGUUAAACAGCUCGAUUUUCUUUCGCCUAUUUUGCAAGAAAGCGGUGGUUUCUUAUGUUUUCCCUCGAAAUUCUGCGCGGGCGCCCUAAAUUGACCCCUCGCGCAUGCCCGGCAUUACAUCGCUGUGCUGUCCAGCCUGGGCCUAAGAUAAGACUAGUGAUACUUUUUGAUCAGAAACCAAAUACAUAUGUUUAGGCUGAGGCCGAGAGGGAGGAAAAAUACUUCAACGAACUGGAGAAGAAAGAAAGACUGGAAGAUAAAAUGAAGACGAUUACAGAGCUCAAAGUAAAAGUGGUCUGCUGUAAACAGGUAAACGAUUGUGUUUGACGAAGCCUAGUUGUGUUUAAUUAAAAUUCACCGGUCUCUUGCCUUGUGUAAGCAGUCUGCUCCACCAUGAUCUAUUGUUUACUUAAAAAAAUAUAAAUUUAACUAUGUUUACGUCGAGCAAUUUGCAAUUUUUAAAAAAUAAAGAUAUUUUGAAAUGGCUUCGGAUUGCCUCAAUUCUCCUGGUGAUUGGUUUAAAAAGCUCGCACCACCCAAUCAGAUGCAAAAAUAAAAUCUAUCGCGACUCAGAGACUUGCGUUUUCCCGCGCUUUAAGCAGUCUGAGCUUUGAUUUUUCAUUGGCUUCUUAUGAUUUUUUUGUAAGUCUUGAUUGGCCGUUGUCACAUGGUUGCUCACGUUUUCCCGCGCUUCAGGAAGUUCGCAUGUUUGAACUCUUCCCUUUUUUACUUUGCUCUGUGCGAUAAUGUUCCUUCGCUCUGAUGACAGGCAUUUUGACUACCUUAAAGGCACUCCUUAAUCACCUUGGUCUUUCUUGUAGUGUAAUUACGUAGCAGAGGGUGCCUCAGAACUCUGCCACAAGGAAAAGCAUGCACUGAAGUAUUGUAAGGCUCUGAAGAAGUUCUUUGUGUGUAAAGACUGCAAAACUCGCACUGUAUCAUAUGGAUCGCCAAUUCCUAAACAUCCUUGCAGGUGAGAGUAGCCACCAUCGUUUUUUGUUUGUUUGUUUAUUUUCUUCUGCUUUCGUUUUAACACCAUUAAUCUGCUUCCCGUUUAAUACUUUCCAUUCUUUGCCUUUGGCUAAACUAUCAUUUGAAACAGGUAAUUUAGUGUUAACAACUGAGUUGAAAACGUAAAUUAGCCACCGUAAAGGGUAAAAAAGCUGACGUUUCGAGCGUUAGCCCUUCGUCAAUCGUUCUGACGGUGGGCUAACGCUCGAAAAGUCAGCUUUUUUACCCUUUACGAUGGCUAAUUUACGUUUUCAACUCAGUUGUUAACACUAAAUUACCUGCUGUACUCUCCCACCGACGCAGCACCACAGUUUCUAUAGAAACUUGCCCCUUUAUUCAUGUAUCGUUUGAAACUCUCCUUUCCUAUUUCUUCAUUAUUACUACACUAUUCCUUUCUUUUAAAUUUCAAUCUUGUGCGUUCUUCUUUUUUCUCCUAUUCCAUUUUUUCGCGAUCUCCUUCAUUCGAUUUUUUCUUUCCAUUUUGGCCUCCUCUCCUCUUGCCUCUUCUCGUUCCUUUUUAUUAUUUACAUUUCUAAAUUUGUUUAGGCAAUGCGGUGCUACAAACUAUCAAAAAACAUCCAUUUACAAGGUAAGACAUAAAUGCUUCACAGACAGCUUUUUAACAUCUGUCGAUCUAUGCAAAAUUGACGCUUACGAGUUCAUAAUUUCUUGACAAGCAGCUGUCAUUUACUUGCGUCUUCGACGAUCUUCGACAAUUUCUUGGAAAAAGCAGCCAGAUCCUGUACGACCAGACAAACCUUGAUAAGGCAGUCUCCAAUAAAUCGAGUUGAAACCAAGAUUUUUGGUGUAAAAUCUUGCAAAAAUCUCAGUUUCAAAAAUGGUAUAGGAUUGAACCUACAUCCCGUUAGCUUUCCUCCUUGAACUUAUCGCGAUGAUUUUCUUAUUUGAUCGAUUCUCAUCGACUUUCUGAAGUAAUCUGGGGCUGUAUUGGUUUUUUUUAUGUGAUUGAUCUAUAAAAAUCACGCCACUCUUUUACCCAAUCACCCGUUUUCAGCCCGCGCUUUAGGCAUGUCACGUGCUUUCACUUUGAGUUCCUAUUGGUUCGUUUUGAUGCUCACCUUUUGUUUGUUUAACUUUGUUUUUGUUAUACGUCACUUUUUCGGAAUGCUCACUAUAGACCUUUUUUGAAAUAUUUUCCAAAUGAUUCUUAUUUUUUUUCGCUGAUGUUUGCUUCUUUUCAGGAAACGGAAGGCCUGAAGAUAGCAGGGGAAACUCUACUCGUUAGAGGGGAAGAACUUCCAAAAUUUCUUAACAGUCUUUAA
Molecule: messenger RNA, 13468 nt
Organism: Pocillopora meandrina
Lineage: Eukaryota; Metazoa; Cnidaria; Anthozoa; Scleractinia; Pocilloporidae
Source: the annotation of a GenBank genome assembly